AUGAUUAUUUCGUCGACAGCACAGUCGACUAAGGCGGCAGCGACAGUUGCGGAAACGAGAAAUUCUGAAGCUGCCGAUAAAGCAAAGUCGAUAACAGGCGGAGAAAACGGCAACUUCACUGAAACAGGCUUUUUCGAAAGCGAAGAAGCUACGGAUGAACAAAAAGUGGAAGAUGCCGGAGUGCUGAGCGGCUCAGAAAAUGAAGAAAAUGAGCUGAAUGCUAGGAAAAGAAAGAAACAUUGCCAUCAUCGUCGUGCUCAACGGCUGCUGAAGUGUUUGCUGAAACACCAAGAAUCCGAUCAGCGGAUUCAGGCCAAAUUAACGCGCCCCGAAGAAAUUGUCACGUAA
Messenger RNA from Gongylonema pulchrum, 348 nucleotides. The record is from the annotation of a GenBank genome assembly. Lineage: Eukaryota; Metazoa; Nematoda; Chromadorea; Rhabditida; Gongylonematidae.